Molecule: messenger RNA, 429 nt
Organism: Peromyscus maniculatus bairdii (prairie deer mouse)
Lineage: Eukaryota; Metazoa; Chordata; Mammalia; Rodentia; Cricetidae
Product: cystatin-S-like
Cellular component (GO): vesicle; cytoplasm
Molecular function (GO): cysteine-type endopeptidase inhibitor activity
Source: RefSeq, a predicted model, not a curated record
AUGGCCUGUCUGUUCCAUGUUCCACUACUCUUGCUGACAACUCUCAUGGUGGCUAUGAACCUGAGCCUGAACCCUGUGCUGGGUGACACACUACUAGGUGGCAUAGAGAAAUCCAGUAUGCAGGAGGAGCGGGCCCCAGAAGCACUGGAAUAUGCUGUCAGCAAAUACAAUGAAUACAAUAAUGACUUGCAUCUGAGCCGUGUUAUAGGAGUACAAAGAGUCCAAAACCAGGUUAUGUGUGGAACAAAAUUCUACUUUGAUGUGAUCCUAGGCAAAACCAUAUGUAAGAAGACCCAGGCUAACUUGACUAACUGUCCCUUAAAUGAUCAGUCUGAUCAGCAAGAGACAAAAUUCUGCUCUUUUGAUAUGUAUGUUGUGCCUUGGCAGAACCACAUGUUCCUGACAACUUUCAGCUGUCACAAAAUGUAA